UAUGAUAAUCAAACGUCAAACUCGGUCGUACAAAUACAGAUAUAUUCGUUUGGUUAAUAAUUUUAUAACUCGAAGUGUAAUAAUAAGACAUACUAAUUUAUAGAACCAUAUUCAUUUAAACAGUAGCUUUCCCUCAUCUGUUUACCGUGUCAGUGUUUGGCAAGUGCAGAAACCUGAUAAAUUGCAUAGAACAUAAACACAAAAUGGAAUGUAAAAUGUAAACGUCAUUUAAUUGUGCUAAAGUGUAUGUUGUGAUUACGUUUCCAACAACAUUCAGUGAUUCUAAAAUGUUAUGAUUACGUGACAUGAAAAUUAUUUGUGUAUAUUGUUGUGUCUAAUGUGUAAUCAAGAUGAAUUGGUUCGACACUUCAGGAUUGACAAGUUUAGCUAAAACUGCUCUCAAAGAGGCCCAGAAAACCAUCGAUAAAGCCUUGGAUAUUACCGAUGAAAGCAGUGAGGAGCCCGACGAUGAAGCCGUUUCCAUUAAACCCUCAAAAUCGUUGAGUAGCGGCAAUACACCUCAAAAAGAUAAUUCCGAUUUCUUUGCUUCGUGGGGGCUAACCGUUAGUGCGGAAAGCUCCAAGGAUCCUAUAAAGGAGCAGCCAGUGGUCACCGAGAGCCCUUCAAAGUCAAAUUCGCAAAGCUUGUGGGGAUCUUUUGCAGGUUCGUUUUUUGAGCAACAACAACAAAAUGCAUCUGAAAAUGAAUCUGCUAUUGUCCGGCCACCUAAAGCUAAAUCGAUGAACGUUAUUGCUGACAGUAAAUAUGGCAGCCAGGAUGAUCUGUUUUCAAAAAGUCAGCUUGUAAUGUCAGACGGGGCAGAAUGUUUGGACACAAAGAAGGAUGAUUUAAUUUCUAAAUUUGAUAAUAGACUUAGCUCGUCUUUAUCUCACAGGCUCUCCCUUGCCUCAAGUAGGAAUAGCUCUGACUCUGUUGAGGUGUUAUCCCAAAGCUUAAAAACUACUCCUGACUCUGAAGUUUCGGUGCACACAAUUUCAAAUAGCAGCAGUACAGGACAAAAACAAACAUCAGAGUCAGUAGAAAUAUUACCAGAUAGUCUCAUUAGCCCUAGCUCUAUCGAAUGCCUCGGCUUUGAUAGCUAUGCAAGUGAUAAAAACAGCAGCACAUCUUCCAAUCUUUCACCAGGUGACCUAUCAGAUAAAAAGUCAACUCCACUUGGUGAUGCCACAGAGAGGGCAGAGACAGCUGAUAGUGUGAGUUUGGUUGCUGAUGAUGAUGAAGAUACUAUGUCAUACAAUUCCAUCUCGGAAUGUACUGCACCUACUGUUCUGGAUACAGAUGAGAAACCUAUCAGCCCUUUUCCCAAAUCAAAAAUUGAUUCACAUAAAAAACUUGCAGAUAAAGAACUAAUCCAUCUAGAUCAUCCAAUAUUAUCUCAAAAGAUGCAAAUCAGUGAGAACUCAUCUAACGAUGGCUCCUGGUCCGACAGGACGUUAAAUGCUGACAAUGACAGCAUUAUACUAGAAGCCACAGAAGACAAUAAGAAAGAAGUAGACCAUGAGGAUGCACUUAUGGAAAAAUUAAGUGAUUCCUCAUCAUUCUACAAUGUCAAUGUAACUACAGAUUUACUAAGAUCGGAAAGCUCCACUUUUGUUAAUAUUGGAAAAGAACAAUUAAGUGCUCCGGGCAGCAGUGAAUCUUCACAAAAAGAAAGCAUCAAAGAACGGACUUCACCCACUAGUUCGGAGAGCAAAAGUGAUUUAGUCAAAAUUGGAUCUGACCGAACAUCAGGCCACACGUCUGGAGACGAAGUGGAGACAGCCACAUCAUCGGAUAUUGAAAUCAUACCAAGCCCAAAUGGUGAUAACAGUCACAGCUCUUGUCGGAAUAGUCCAGGAAAAUAUAACUUUAAACAAGGCAAGUUUGAUGGCACAACCUCUUCCAAUCUGGUGGAUUUAGUACUGGGAAAAUCUCUAGCAACCAAAAUCCGGGGUCACAACAGAGAACUGUCUGAAACAUCUGUGCAAAGUAACACUAGUGAUGAAAGCCAAGGCUCUGAAAAUGAUCGUUUGAUGCGGAGGCUGUGUGAAAUGGCAGAGAUUUUAGAUGCAAGGGAAAGCAGGCUAAUGGAAGUGAGUAGAAGUAACGCUGAGCUGAUUGAAAGCAACACAAAUCUGAAGAGUCAGAUGGAGUCCCUGCAGGCAAAGCAUGAUGCAGGUGACAUCAAUGUCAUCACUGAAGAUUAUACACAAAGAAUGUCGGCUCUAGAAAAAAAAUUUCAGCAGGCCAUUAGAGAAAAGGACCAGCUACGUAAGGAGUUGGACAAAUUAAAAUCCGAAGCGACGCGCAAGGGUACCUCGGAAUUGGAGGAGAGCAUCAAGGAGCGGGACGAGGUGAUCGCGCAGCUGCAAGAGGAGGGGGAGCAGCUGUCCCGCCAGCAGCUGCACCACUCCAACAUCAUCAAGAAGCUACGAGCCAAGGACAAGGACAAUGAACAGGUCAUCAAGGGCUUGAGGGACAAGAUAUCGGAGCUGACGUCGGAGGUGGAGCGCGCCAAGCGUGCUGUGGCUGCCAAGGAGGAGUUGGAGGUGAGCCAGAUCGAGGCGGUGUACCGGCUCACCACCGCCAACAAGAAGAUGGAGACUGAGCUCACUGAGGUUGGUACAAUAACGGUAUUUAACACCUUAUACUUUUUAAAGGUACAUAUUUCUCUAGUGAAUAAAUCAGGAAAAGAAAUUCUUUCUAUAAUAGAAUCUAGGAAUUAAAGCAUUUUUUGCUCUUGUAUUCAA
Messenger RNA from Papilio polytes (common Mormon), 2750 nucleotides. It is a transcript of the gene Tmf, whose product is annotated as TATA element modulatory factor. NCBI's taxonomy places the organism in Eukaryota, Metazoa, Arthropoda, Insecta, Lepidoptera, Papilionidae. The coding region runs from base 351 to 2726 and encodes 791 amino acids. The record is from RefSeq and is a predicted model, not a curated record. The transcript has 3 exons. Gene Ontology annotation, cellular component: Golgi apparatus; endoplasmic reticulum.